Messenger RNA from Suillus paluster, 1030 nucleotides. RefSeq lists its product as uncharacterized. Bases 123 to 902 code for a protein of 259 amino acids. The record is from RefSeq and is a predicted model, not a curated record. Lineage: Eukaryota; Fungi; Basidiomycota; Agaricomycetes; Boletales; Suillaceae. The transcript has 14 exons.
UGCAGACAGGGUAUUUGGCUGAUCAUGAUGCCACAGUGGCGAAGAGCAUGCGGACUUACACAUAUAUAUGCAGUGCGUACUCUGUCUGAACCGCUCCUUUGUCCUAACGCAGCUCAGCGUCGAUGGCCACAUUCUGGACCUAUGAUUAUGCUUGUUCAUUUGUCGAAGAGUGGACGUUCCUCCUCGGAUCGCGCUGGACCAGGAUAAAGAGCCUUUAUAUCGUUACACGAAUCAUGCCCUUUUUUCUCCUCGUCAUAAAUCUAUAUCAGAACUUCACCCCGACCGGGGACUUUAAUAUCUUGGGCUUUAUUGAUGUAGCUUUCGGCAUAUUAUCAGUCACUUGCUCCGAAUCCUUUUUCAUCCUCAGAACAUAUGCGCUCUGGAACAACAAUAGAUAUGUGCUCGCGGCCAUGCUGACUGCCUUUUUUGCUACCUUUGUAGCAUCUAUCGUGACUUCCCUUUCUAAUGAUGUCAUUGCACCAUAUGCGACUGGCGUGAUCCCGGGCAUGACAGGUUGCUUUUUAAAUGGCAGGCUCUCCAUCCCAUAUAUUCUCUUGUUUCAGUUUGAACUAGGACUCAUCUCCCUCACGCUCAUACGUGCUAUACAGAGCUGGCGGACGGCCGACAGUCCUCUGUACGCCAUUCUGGUCAAGCAUAAUAUAUUCUACUAUGCAUGCGGUUUGUUUUUCUCAGGCGCGAACGUCGUUACAUCAUUUACGGUCCAUUACCAGUACCAUGCCAUGUUCCAAGAUUUCCAGUUUAUCAUCCUGGCGAUUCUUGCCUUGCGCAUGCACCUCCAGCUCUGGCAAAUUAACGAGCACGUACACGGCUCUGACGCUCCCGUGUCAAGUCUCGAGUUCAUCCCUCCAUCCAACGUGUCAUCUGCGAAUGAUAUGGCAUGAUACCUUGUCGCCUGGCUAGUUCGGCGUUGUUGGAGUUUGCACUGUGCGAAGUGAGCUUGGUCAAUGCAGCCUCUGCUGCUCGAUCUGGGUUUGGUGGCUUUGGAUGAUCUUGAACUUGUGGUUAUGGU